Messenger RNA from Oncorhynchus keta (chum salmon), 1463 nucleotides. Its product is annotated as DCN1-like protein 5. The transcript has 10 exons. Gene Ontology annotation, cellular component: ubiquitin ligase complex. Bases 173 to 1021 code for a protein of 282 amino acids. Gene Ontology annotation, molecular function: ubiquitin conjugating enzyme binding; ubiquitin-like protein binding; cullin family protein binding. The record is from RefSeq and is a predicted model, not a curated record. Lineage: Eukaryota; Metazoa; Chordata; Actinopteri; Salmoniformes; Salmonidae. Gene Ontology annotation, biological process: protein neddylation; positive regulation of ubiquitin-protein transferase activity.
ACGGUAAAAUGUAUUUUCGAAUAAUUCGACCUGUAAUGUGAUUUAUUUUCAUAGCUAGUACGACUCAAUCGCGCACCCCUUGAAAUCAGGUGGUACGUUCCAUAGCUCUCUGUUUCCCCGGAAGAAAGCGGUUUGCUUUUACCACUUGGGAAGUGAUCAACCGUGAAAGUACAUGAUCUACUCGCAUAAAAAGAAAUACAACUCUUGGAAUUCAAGGAUAGUACACAGUGUUCGGACUGGCUGGGGAGGCAGAUCUACAGACAAUAUCACAUACGCUGGACAGAUUUCCCAGCUAGUUAACCCGUGUGGUGACUCUGCGAUGCCUGUGAAGAAGAAGAGGAAGUCUUCAGGGUCAGAUGACCCGGGACUCAGGAAGUGUAAAAUCACCUGUUUCUGCAGACCCCAGGCUCCAGGCCGGUUGAUCAGCCCAGAGGACCAGUUCUCCAAUAAGAAAUGUCUGGCCUGGUUCUACGAGUACACAGGUCCAGAUGAGGUGUUGGGUCCAGAGGGGAUGGAGAAGUUCUGUGAAGACAUUGGUGUGGAACCAGAAAACAUAAUCAUGUUAGUUUUAGCCUGGAAACUAGAAGCACCAAAUAUGGGAUUUUUCACUAAGGAGGAGUGGCUUAAGGGAAUGACUUUACUACAGUGUGACUGCAUAGAGAGGUUACAGGGGAAACUGGACUACCUGCGCAAUCAGCUCAACGACACAAUCAUCUUUAAAAACAUCUACAGAUACGCCUUCGACUUUGCCAGAGAUAAGGACCAGAGGAGUCUGGACAUGGACACAGCUAAGUCCAUGCUAGCAUUGCUACUGGGGAGAACAUGGCCACUGUUCCCUGUCUUCAACCAGUUUCUGGAGCAGUCCAAGUACAAGGUGAUGAAUAAGGACCAGUGGUAUAACGUCUUAGAGUUUAGUCGUACAGUCAGCACAGACCUCAGUAACUAUGACGAGGAUGGAGCCUGGCCAGUGUUAUUGGAUGAGUUUGUGGAGUGCCAGAAAGCUCGGCUGGCAGCACUAUAGGGGAGGACACUUGCCAAACCGCAGAAGAGGAGAAAGAGGGAGCAGGAGAGCGAGAGAGAAGCACACAUGAGGAUGUUCUGCCUCCAUUUGAAAUAUACAGAAACGGCACACACACCUUUCAUGGACUGUGCAAACACACACGCGUACAGUGUCACGGAGCGCACACACACUUCCAGUGAUGGCCUCUGUGCUUCGUGGGACAAACAGUGAAUUUCUCUCUGAAGAGACUUUUUCAGUGUUAAUUUAAACAAGUUCAACAAGAAGAAAAUAACUAAAGAUGAACUAUUUUUCAUAUGUAUUGCAUCUGUGGCCACAGUUCUCUAGCCAGUGUUAAGAUCGACUGGGGAAUUUUUCUGUUUCAUUUAACAUUUUUUUCCAUUCGAGUCUUACCUUGUUUAUAGUAUGUCUUCCGAACAAGAAUAAAGAAUGGAAUUGUACCAAA